Mustela lutreola (European mink) is the source of this 1635-nucleotide messenger RNA. RefSeq names its product heterogeneous nuclear ribonucleoprotein C (gene HNRNPC). Gene Ontology annotation, molecular function: RNA binding. Gene Ontology annotation, cellular component: nucleus. The record is from RefSeq and is a predicted model, not a curated record. The coding region runs from base 423 to 1346 and encodes 307 amino acids. Lineage: Eukaryota; Metazoa; Chordata; Mammalia; Carnivora; Mustelidae. The transcript is spliced from 11 exons.
CGGCGGAGGAGACACGGGGGCCAUUUUGUGAAGAGACGAAGACUAAGCGGUGCGGCUGAGUCGUCGACCUCGAGCAGCAGUUGGCUUCUCCACGUAGAACCCGGGAGUAGGAGAUUCAGAAUCGAAUCUCUUCUCCCUUCCCCCUCCUGGUUACAAAUCACUUGAAAUAUAUAAGUUAGUGGAACUUUGCUUGAGGGCAGCAAGGCGAACCCCAUCCCUACUCACUGGAGCUCAGCUUUGAUUUUUAACCUCCCUUCCCCACCCUUCCAGAACACACACAUUCCCAUUCCAAAACUGAUUUUAUAAAGACAUUUUAAACAUAAUGAUGCAACUUGGUGUGCACUACUGCAAAUUUACAGUGAGAUUUUUUUGAUCUUCAGCUACAUUUUUCAGCUUUGUGAAGAACCUUAACAUCAAAGAAAAUGGCCAGCAAUGUCACCAACAAGACAGAUCCUCGCUCCAUGAACUCCCGUGUAUUCAUUGGGAAUCUCAAUACUCUUGUGGUCAAGAAAUCUGAUGUGGAGGCGAUCUUUUCAAAAUACGGCAAAAUUGUGGGUUGCUCUGUUCAUAAGGGCUUUGCCUUUGUUCAGUACGUUAAUGAGAGAAAUGCCCGGGCUGCUGUGGCAGGAGAGGAUGGCAGAAUGAUUGCUGGCCAGGUUUUAGAUAUUAAUCUGGCUGCAGAGCCAAAAGUGAACCGAGGAAAAGCAGGUGUGAAACGAUCUGCAGCGGAGAUGUACGGGUCAGUACCAGAACACCCUUCUCCGUCCCCUCUACUCAGCUCCUCUUUUGACUUGGACUAUGACUUUCAACGAGAUUAUUAUGACAGGAUGUAUAGUUACCCAGCACGUGUUCCUCCUCCUCCUCCUAUUGCUCGGGCUGUAGUUCCUUCAAAACGCCAGCGUGUAUCAGGAAACACCUCACGAAGAGGCAAAAGUGGCUUCAAUUCUAAGAGUGGACAGCGAGGAUCUUCUUCCAAGUCUGGAAAGUUGAAAGGUGAUGACCUUCAGACCAUUAAGAAGGAGUUGACCCAGAUAAAACAAAAAGUGGAUUCUCUACUGGAAAGCCUGGAAAAAAUUGAGAAAGAACAGAGCAAACAAGGAGUAGAGAUGAAGAAUGAUAAGUCAGAAGAGGAGCAGAGCAGCAGCUCCCUGAAGAAAGAUGAGACUAAUGUGAAGAUGGAGUCUGAGGGGGGUGCAGAUGACUCUGCUGAGGAGGGGGACCUACUGGAUGAUGAUGAUAAUGAAGAUCGGGGGGAUGACCAGCUGGAGUUGAUCAAGGAUGAUGAAAAAGAGGCUGAGGAAGGAGAGGAUGACAGAGACAGCGCCAAUGGCGAGGAUGACUCUUAAGCACAUAGUGGGGUUUAGAAAUCUUGUCCCAUUAUUUCUUUACCUAGGCGCUUGUCUAAGAUCAAAAUUUUCACCAGAUCCUCUCCCCUAGUAUCUUCUUCAGCACAUGCUCACUGUUCUCCCCAUCCUUGUCCUUCCCAUGUUCAUUAAUUCAUAUUGCCCUGCGCCUAGUCCCAUUUUCACUUCCUUUGAUGCUCCUAGUAGUUAUGUUAAGUCUUACCCUGUAAUUUUUGCUUUUAAUUUUGAUACCUCUUUAUGACUUAACAAUAAAAAGGAUGUGUGGUUUUUA